This is a messenger RNA of Pygoscelis adeliae (Adelie penguin), 7089 nucleotides long. It is a transcript of the gene DYSF, whose product is annotated as dysferlin. Gene Ontology annotation, biological process: vesicle fusion; plasma membrane repair; T-tubule organization. Gene Ontology annotation, molecular function: calcium-dependent phospholipid binding; calcium ion binding. The record is from RefSeq and is a predicted model, not a curated record. The coding region runs from base 1 to 5601 and encodes 1866 amino acids. NCBI's taxonomy places the organism in Eukaryota, Metazoa, Chordata, Aves, Sphenisciformes, Spheniscidae. Gene Ontology annotation, cellular component: membrane; cytoplasmic vesicle; T-tubule. The transcript has 49 exons.
AUGCCCGCUGUUACUGCGGGCAGCCAGGGAGGCGUGAAGAAGAGGACUAAAGUCAUCAAGAACAACGUGAACCCCGUAUGGAACGAGGGCUUCGAGUGGGACCUGAAGGGAGCUCCCCUGGACCCCGGCGCCGAGCUCACUGUCGUCGUGAAAGACCAUGAGACCGUGGGGAGAAACAGGUUUUUGGGAGAAGCCCGAGUGCCCCUGCGAGAUGUCCUCUCCUCCCCCAGCCUGGCGGCCUCCUACAACCUCCCCUUGCUGGACACCAAGAAGCAGAGCACCGGGGAGGGGAAGAGGCUCCAGCCUGCGGAAUUGGGGGCGUGGGAGAGGCUGGGAGGUGCGAACGUGCCCUGGGGGGGAGGCUGGGGCAGACCUCCUCCGCCUUGCACCCUCUGCCCCUCUUUCCUACAGACCUUCUUCUUCAACGUCUUCGAGUCGCCGGCCGAGUUGUUCGACGCGCCCAUCUUCAUCACGGUUGUGGACUCUCGGUCUUUCCGGACGGACUCGGUGAUCGGGGAGUUUCGGAUGGACGUCGAGACCGUUUACUCCGAGCCAAAACACGCUUUUCUCAGGAAAUGGCUGCUGCUGUCUGACCCGGAGGACUUCUCUGCGGGGGCCAAGGGCUAUCUGAAAGUCAGCCUGUUCGUGCUGGGGCCUGGAGAUGAAGCUCCCGUGGAGAAGAAGGAGGUCUCUGAAGACAAGGAAGACAUCGAGGGCAACCUCCUGCGCCCCACGGGGGUCACCCUGAGAGGGGCUCACUUCUGCCUGAAAAUCUUCAAAGCCGAAGACUUACCCCAGAUGGAUGACGCCGUCAUGGACAACGUCAGGCAGAUCUUUGGCUUCGACAGCAACAAGAAGAACCUGGUCGAUCCCUUUGUGGAAGUCAGCUUUGCGGGCAAGACGGUGAGCGGCCGGAGCGGGGCAGCCGCCCCCGAUGAGUUUCCUGCUCUCGCGAAGCCUCUGAAAGCCGCAGACCCUGACGAUGGGCUCGGGUUCCUGCCGACCUUCGGUCCCUGCUAUAUCAACCUCUACGGCAGCCCCCGGGAGUUCACCGGCUUCCCCGACCCUUACGAGACGCUCAAUUUAGGAAAGGGCGAGGGAGUCGCGUAUCGUGGCAGGAUGCUGGUGGAGCUGGAGACCAAACUGGUGGAGCACGUGGAGCAGAAGGUGGAGGACAUUUCUGCGGAUGACAUCCUGCGGCUGGAGAAGUACCUGCGCCGUCGGAAGUACUCCCUCUUCGCUGCCUUCUACUCGGCCACCAUGCUCCAAGACGUGGACGACGCCAUCCAGUUUGAGGUCAGCAUUGGCAACUACGGCAACAAAUUUGACAACACCUGCCUGCCCUUGGCCUCCACCACGCAGUACAGCCGGGCUGUCUUUGAUGGUUGUCAAUAUUACUACCUGCCCUGGGGCAACGUGAAGCCCGUGGUGGUGUUGUCAUCCUACUGGGAAGACAUCAGCUAUCGCACAGAUGCCCAAAACCUUCUCCACCACGCAGCAGACAGGCUGGAAGCAAACCUGGAGAAGGUCCAGCUGGCUCUCAAGGCCAACCGCUCGCCGAGUGAGCUGGACGCCCUGGGUGCCCAGCUGGUGGAUGACGUCAUCGCUGACUGCAGCCUGACCCUGCCCGACGUCCUGGGGAAGCCGGCCAGCACCCACCUGGACCAGAACAUGUACCGCUUUCGCAGCACCAACCUGGAGCAGAUAGUGAAGGCAGCCCUGAAGCUCAAGCACGACGACUCGAGCCUGUUGGUGGCCCUGGAGCAGGCAGAGGACUGGCUCUCCAGGCUGAAGGCCAUGGCAGAGGAGCCCCAAAACAGCCUGCCCGAUAUAGUCAUCUGGAUGCUGCAGGGAGACAAGCGUGUAGCGUACGCCCGCGUGCCAGCCCACGAGGUCCUCUUCUCCAGGGGCAUCUCCAGCUGCUGCGGCAAGAACUGCGGGAAGCUGCAGACCAUCUUCCUGAAGUACCCCCAGGAGGAGGCGAUGGGUCCGAGGAUCCCAGCCCAGAUCCGGGUCCAGCUCUGGUUCGGGCUGUCGGUCGAUGAGAAGGAGUUUAACCAGUACGCCGAGGGGAAGCUCUCCGUCUUUGCCGAAACCUAUGAGAACCAGACCAAGCUGGCGCUGGUGGGGAACUGGGGCACGACCGGCCUGACCUACCCCAAGUACUCAGAUGUCACCGGCAAGAUCAAACUGCCCAAGGACAGCUUCCGCCCCUCCACGGGCUGGACCUGGGCCGGGGACUGGUUCAUCUGCCCGGAGAAGACGUUGCUGUACGACGUGGACGCCGGGCACCUGAGCUUCGUGGAGGAGGUGUUCGAGAACCAGGUCCGGCUGCCUGGAGGCCAGUGGAUCCACAUGACUGACGCCUACACCGAUGUGAAUGGGUUGAAGGUCCUGCAUAAGGAUGAGAUUGAGUGCCCUCCGGGCUGGAAAUGGGAAGACGUGGAGUGGGACACCGAUCUCAACAGAGCCGUGGAUGAGAAAGGCUGGGAGUACGGCAUCACCAUCCCGCCGGACCGCAAGCCCAAGGCCUGGGUGCCGGCCGAGAAGAUGUACCACACCAACCGGCGGCGGCGCUGGGUGCGGCUCCGCCGGAGGGACAUCACGCAGAUGGAGGCCAUGAGGAAGCACAAGCAGGAGGAGCUGGACGGGGAGGGCUGGGAGUACGCCUCGCUCUUCGGCUGGCGCUUCCACCUGAAGCAUCGCCGGACCGGAGGAGUGACAGACGACAGGAGUGACGAUGGCAAAUCCAUCUCCACCCUCAGUUUCGGUGUCAACAGACCCACCAUUUCGUGCAUAUUUGACUGCGGGAACAGAUACCACCUCCGCUGCUACAUGUACCAAGCGCGGGAUCUGAUCGCCAUGGAUAAGGACAGCUUUUCAGAUCCUUAUGCCAUUGUCUCCUUCCUCCACCAAAGCCAGAAGACGGUGGUGAUCAAGAACACCUUGAACCCCACCUGGGACCAGACACUCAUCUUCUAUGAGAUAGAGAUCUUUGGGGACCCCCAGAACGUAUCUGACUCCCCUCCCAACAUCGUGGUGGAAAUAUAUGACCAUGACACCUAUGGUGCGGAUGAGUUCAUGGGGCGCUGCAUUUGCAAGCCCAGCCUGGCGCACUCGCCACGGCUCUCCUGGCACCCGGUCAUCAAGGCGAACAGAAAUGUCGGGGAGCUGCUGGCUGCCUUCGAGCUGAUUCAGAGGGAGAAGCCGGCUGUCCAUCACGUCCCUGGCUUCGAGAGUGAGCUGUCCUCCAGUCUGGAUGAGUCCGCGGACUCUGACCUGCCGUACCCCCCACCCCAGCGGGAGCCCAACAUUUACAUGGUCCCCCAAGGAAUCAAACCGGUCCUGCAGCGCACGGCCAUCGAGAUCCUGGCCUGGGGGCUGAGGAACCUCAAGAGCUACCAGCUGGCCAGCGUCACCUCGCCCAGCCUGCUGGUGGAGUGUGGAGGCCAGCUCGUGCAGUCCUGCGUCAUCAAGAACGUCAAGAAGAACCCCAACUUUGACGUCUGCGUGCUCUUCAUGGAAGUGCGUUUACCCAAGGAGAGCCUGUACAGCCCCCCCAUCAUCAUCAAAAUCAUCGACAACAGGCCGUUUGGCCGAAGGCCCAUGGUGGGUCAGUGCACCAUCCGCUCAUUGGAGGACUUCUACUGUGACCCCUACCGAGAGGAGACGGACGGUCCCCAGGAGCACUCAGAUGAUGUGAGCCUCACGCCCAGGGAUGACGUCCUAAUUGACAUCGAUGACAAAGAGCCUCUUAUUCCUGUCCAGGAGGAAGAAUUCAUUGACUGGUGGAGCAAAUUCUAUGCUUCCACAGGAGAGAGGGAAAAAUGUGGCUGCUAUUUAGAGAAGGGCUUUGACACCCUGAAGGUCUACGAGACGGAGUUGGAGAACGUGGAGGACUUCGAACAUCUCUCCGACUUCUGCCACACCUUCAGGCUGUAUCGUGGCCGGUCGCAGGACUCAAAUGACGACCCCUCGGUUGUGGGGGAGUUCAAGGGUUCGUUCAAAAUUUACCCUCUCCCGGAUGACCCGCGAGUCCCAGUGCCACCUCGGCAGUUCCACCAGCUGCCGGCCAGAGGACCCCAGGAGUGUCUUGUCAGGGUCUACAUCAUCCGGGCCUUCGACCUCCAACCCAAGGACGCCAAUGGAAAGUGCGAUCCCUAUGUGAAGAUUUCAGUGGGAAAGAAAUCCAUAAAUGACCAAGAAAAUUACCUCCCCUGUACGCUGGAGCCUGUCUUUGGGAAGAUGUUUGAGCUCAGCUGCACUCUGCCCCUGGAGAAGGACUUGAAGAUCACGCUCUACGACUACGACCUCUUGUCGAAGGAUGAGAAGAUUGGGGAGACCGUCAUAGACCUGGAGAACCGGUUCCUGUCGAAAUACGGGGCGCGCUGUGGCCUCCCCCAAACCUACUGCGUCUCUGGACCCAACCAGUGGCGAGACCAACUCCGUCCUUCCCAGCUGCUUCACCUCUUCUCCCUGCAGCACAACUACAAGGCCCCCACCUACAAGUCCGACCGGGUCGUCUUCAGGGAGCAAGAGUACAUCCUCUCUGAACUGGAGGAUGGCAAACCCCUCAACCCCCACCUGGGGCCGGUGGAGGAGCGUCUCGCCCUGUACGCGCUGCGGAAGCAAGGGCUGGUGCCAGAGCACGUGGAGACGAGACCUCUUUACAGCCCUCUCCAGCCAGAAAUCGAGCAGGGAAAGCUACAGAUGUGGGUGGACCUGUUUCCGAAAUCUCUGGGUCAGCCUGGCCCCCCUUUCAACAUCACACCACGCAAAGCCAAGAGGUUCUUCUUGCGCUGCGUCAUCUGGAACACCAAGGAUGUCAUCCUCGAUGACCUCAGCAUCACCGGGGAGAAGAUGAGUGACAUCUAUGUCAAAGGCUGGCUGGUUGGCCACGAGGAGAACAAGCAAAAAACAGAUGUGCACUACCGGUCUAUGGGAGGAGAGGGCAACUUCAACUGGAGAUUCAUCUUCCCCUUUGACUACCUCCCGGCUGAGCAAAUGUGUUACAUCGCAAAAAAGGAGCACUUCUGGAGCUUGGACAAGACAGAAAACAAGAUUCCACCGCAGCUUAUCUUCCAGAUCUGGGACAAUGACAAGUUCUCUUUCGAUGACUAUUUAGGCUCCAUUCAGAUGGAUCUUAACAGAAUGCCCAAACCUGCCAAGACCGCUGAGAAGUGCUCCUUAGAGCUAGUAGAUGAGAGCUUGUCUUCAAGUCGCCUUGUGUCACUCUUUGAGCAGAAAACUGUCAAGGGAUGGUGGCCUUGUGUUGCUGAGCAGGAUCAAAAGAAGAUCCUGGCGGGCAAAUUGGAAAUGACUUUGGAAAUUGUGGCAGAACAAGAGCAUGAAGAGCGGCCAGCUGGCGUGGGUCGGGAUGAGCCAAAUAUGAACCCCAAGCUGGAGGACCCCAAGCGCCCGGAGACCUCCUUCCUGUGGUUCACCUCCCCAUACAAGACCCUGAAGUACAUUCUGUGGCGGCGAUACAAGUGGGUGCUUAUCCUGGCCAUCGUGCUCUUCAUUUUGCUGCUCUUCCUGGGGAUCUUCAUCUACGCCUUCCCGAACUAUGCUGCUAUGAAACUGGUGAAACCUUUCAACUGAAGCUGUGCUGGAAAACGCCUGAAAGGUCCGCUGCCUGCCUGGGGAUUUUGGAAAGAAGUUGCGGCUCUGCACUGGAUCACAUCAGCAGAUGGAGGCGGAGAAGGAACAGCCUCUCUCAGGCCCUAGGCUGCUGCCAAAAUGAAGAUACAACUUACCUUGAUGCGGUAUGCGGAAUCCCAUCUACAGCACUCACCUCGGAAGCAGCACGUAAACAAUACCUGCUCUGAAAUAUUUCUUAUUGAACUUCCUUGUCUGUUUUCUUUUUUUUUUUUUUUUCCUUUUUUUUGUUAAGCUGCUCUGAUUCGUAAUGCUUGAAUACCAGCGCAAAACUGAAGAGGGUGGGGGAGAAAAGGACCUUUUCAUAUGUAGUCUGUGAGCGUACAGUCAUGUUGCAGACCUUAGCGGAGGAGUCACGGGCUGCUGGCGUAAGCAGCACACGCAAGCCAAAAUGUCUCAGGUUCUGAGCACACUUUCCUUUGCACUCUGAACAAGCCUCAGUUUUUCUUUGCCGUGCAAUGUGUAUUAUCUAGUUUAUAUAUGUAUAAAGUCUAUUGAAGACAAAAUGAGCUGCACAGCCUGAAACCCUGGGCUGAUACGUUGCCUUUCCAAAGCCAGCAAACCCCACAAGAUACAGGACCCAGGGAAAAGGCUGCGAUGCAAAACCUGGGCAGAAGUUGGUGGUAAUUGCUAAAUCAAAACUCCCAUUGAAUUUUGUGCUCAUGAAGGACUGCACAGUCUGGCUCAUGUUUUUUGGAGCUUGUUUUCCCUCUGAGCUCCUCUUUCACCUCUACAGUCCCACAUGCCUCCCUUCAAAACCAGUGCUGUAGUGGCAGAAAGCGGAGUCGGGAUGAGCCCUACCCUGAGAGCAAUCCCAGGAGCGCAGCAGUACACGUGGACUUUGCUUUUCUCCUCUCCUGCUAUGUGCAACCCCUGCAGCCACAGUUCGGUGAAUGUAUUAGUCUUUUUUCUCCUGUGCUCCCGAACAUGCUUAAGCAAAACAGUACAAACCAGACUGCAACGUAAGCUGCGAAACUCACUGCUGCUGGGCGCUAAUGAGGCAGAUAACCCGCACCUUUGGAAGCAGGCUUGUUUGCUUUCUGCUUUGCAAACAAAUUAGUAUGAGACAUACCCUGCAGGUCUUGCUUAGCCUCCCACGGAGCAAGCGGCAGCUGUGACAGGACUGGGAUGGCAGCGUUGGGACACUUCUGCUGUUUUCUAUUCCCUCCUCCUGUCCGUCUGUCUCUCUGCUGCCGCGAUCAGACAGAGCGGUAUGGUCUAAGGGGAUUUCUAGUGUUUUGUAGUGCUGGCUCAUGUCACGAGAGGAUGCUAAUCAAAACAGUGUUAGCCUCAAACUUUCAUCCUGCAUCCACUCACCCUACAAGGAACCAUCUCCCAGAACAGGGGCAUCAAGCAUGAAAGCAAAUGUUCCUUUGAGAGACAGCUGUCCGGCUGCUCCGGGACCUCAUGGCUUUUGCUGAGGUCCCUUUG